AUGGACAACAUGCUGAAAUUAAGAGUGAGAUAUUGUGUAAAGGACAUCGUUGAAAACUACAUCACAAGUUUUAAAAAGAAAGAAUUAUUGUUAGAAUUUGAAACGUACAAAAAAUUCAUGAAUGAAAACAUCGAAGAAUACAACAUCUCAGCAUCCGAUAACGAGACCAUUGCAACAACUCCAAUUUCCGACAGUGAACGUUUGUCAGAGUUGGAAACGUUGAGUUCCUAUCAGGCGUUGACCGCCAAUAAAAAAUACAACCUGAUGAUGGAUCUACAGGAAAAUUAUUUUGACGUCCUAACCAAUCGUUUCGUAAUAGACAUUGAAACAAAGUUUGAGCACUCGGACCAUGGUGUUCAACUGAAUGUAGCUAUUAAGCACAAAGAUAUCUACAACACUGCGUUGGCACUCCGAGGAGACUACAGACUGCCUUAUGUCAAGAAUAAAUUAGUUCACGAUAGUUGUCUCAUAUGUCUUGAGGAGUUUGUAGAAAAGUCAUUUGUGCGUGUCGUUGUUGCUUCAAUGUGGUAUGAUUACAACUACGAAGCCAACCUCAGAUCUAAUGGAACCACUGAUGUGGAAAUCCAGAUGUCCACCGUGCCAUUAACUGGAAGGGGAGUUGUGUGGAUGAAAAAUGCCGAUGACAAACGAGACAACACUUAUUUGAGGGUCUUCUUGGUGGCCAGAAAAAUUGAAAAAAGUAUAAAAUUGUUAAUUCUCAAAGUUGUGCAAAUAGAAAAAAUAAUUAGUAACAAAGAAAGCAUCCAACAAAACAAAAUCACGUGA
Molecule: messenger RNA, 786 nt
Organism: Helobdella robusta
Lineage: Eukaryota; Metazoa; Annelida; Clitellata; Rhynchobdellida; Glossiphoniidae
Exons: 3
Coding region: 1-786 (261 amino acids)
Source: RefSeq, a predicted model, not a curated record